Messenger RNA from Siniperca chuatsi (mandarin fish), 8751 nucleotides. RefSeq names its product fibroblast growth factor receptor 3 (gene fgfr3). Gene Ontology annotation, cellular component: membrane; signaling receptor complex. The transcript has 18 exons. NCBI's taxonomy places the organism in Eukaryota, Metazoa, Chordata, Actinopteri, Centrarchiformes, Sinipercidae. The coding region runs from base 561 to 3011 and encodes 816 amino acids. Gene Ontology annotation, molecular function: fibroblast growth factor receptor activity; fibroblast growth factor binding; ATP binding. The record is from RefSeq and is a predicted model, not a curated record. Gene Ontology annotation, biological process: positive regulation of cell population proliferation; positive regulation of MAPK cascade; positive regulation of kinase activity.
GCACCGUGCAGCUCCUACUUCACCGGCAGCCAGCGGAGGAGAGCCACCAGUCCGAGUUGGUUAAUCCGAGGCAACGAAACACACCGACUGGCAUCCGCGCCGGAGAGGAGCGAAGAGCCGCGUUCACUUCGUCCUGUCCGCAUCCUCCACACCGCCCCGUGCACGACAGGAUGAACGCAUUCUGGAGGUUUGGACACUUUGGACAGCAGCGCGCAGUGGAAAACAGGAUUUAGUGGAGAAGUUGGCUUUCGCAGCGGCGGUGCCCGAGCCGACGACUCUCGCUGUCAAGUCGUGAGGGGGAUUUCUGACUUUUUUUCCCCACUGUCGCCAAACUGCUCCCCGAAGCGCGAGGACUUACGGAUUUUAAAGUAGUUUUGUGGAUUUUUAUGAAGUUUACAGGAGAAUAACGGCUGUUUUUCUUCUUCUGAAUGCUUGGUGACAUCUGAAAGGCUGAGAUUUGCUGUCAAAACGGGAUACUUUGAGUCAGUAGCGGGGAGUCGUUGGAUAGCUUCUUGCGGCAUUGGAGGCCGCGCUUCUGCUGGACAGCAUGCAAACGGAGGAUGUUGUCUGAGUCUGAGUCGGGCCUUGCUGCUCUGCGUUUCACCUCGUCGUCCAGAGGAAUGACGACUCUGUGGUGCUCACUCUGGCUUUCCUUCCUCCUGCCUCUCUGCGUCGCUCCGGCCAGGAUGCCCACCGCUCAGCCCACAGACUCUGUGUCCAGCGAGACAGCCUUCCUGGAGGACUAUGUUCUGGGCAUGGGGGACACCCUGGAAAUGUCAUGUGACCUGGAAGACCAUUCAGAGCCCGUCGUCUGGUUCAAAGAUGGCGCUGGGCUGGUGCCUAGCAACCGGACGAGACUGGGCCAGAGGAUGUUGCGCAUCAUCAACGUGUCGUACGAGGACUCGGGCGUCUACUCGUGCCGGCUCGCCCACAGCAACACACUGCUCAGCAACUACACCAUCCGGGUGACAGAUUCUCUAUCGUCUGGUGAUGAUGAAGAUUAUGAUGAAGAUCCAGAAGAUGCAGAAGCUCCAUAUUGGACCAGGCCUGACCGGAUGGACAAGAAGCUCUUGGCCAUUCCAGCCGCCAACACCGUCAAGUUCCACUGUACCGCAGCCGGAAACCCAACGCCAACCAUCCACUGGCUGAAGAACGGCAAAGAGUUCAAGGGAGAGCAGAGGAUGGGAGGCAUCAAGUUGAGACACCAGCAGGGGAGUCUGGUGAUGGAGAGCGCCGUGCCGUCAGACCGGGGAAACUACACCUGUGUGGUGCAGAACAAGUACGGCGUCAUCACCCACACCUACCAGCUGGAUGUGCUAGAGCGUUCCCCUCACAGGCCUAUCCUCCAGGCAGGCCUGCCAGCCAAUCAGACGGUGGUGGUGGGCAGCGACGUGGAGUUCCACUGUAAGGUUUACAGCGACGCCCAGCCGCACAUCCAGUGGCUGAAACACAUCGAGGUCAAUGGCAGCCGCUACGGCCCCGACGACAUUCCCUACGUCAGCAUCCUGAAGAGUGUUAUCAGUAAACACACUGAGGCCCACAGUAAGUUGAAACUGUCCAACGUGACAGAGAAAGAUGCUGGGAAGUACUGGUGUCGCGCCUCGAACUUUGUAGGCAAGUCGGAAAAUGCUUUCUGGCUUAAGGUACACAAACCAGCAGUGAGCCCGGAAAAGGAAGACUACUACGCCAACAUUCUCAUCUAUGUGACGGGCUGCGUGCUCUUCAUUCUCGCCGUGGUUAUCGUCGUCCUUUGCCGCAUGAGGAUGACCACGCAGAAGACGCUGCCCACGCCGCCUGUGCAAAAACUAUCAAAGUUCCCCCUCAAGAGACAGGUAACAGUGUCCUUGGAUUCCAACUCCUCCAUGAACUCCAAUACCCCAUUGGUCAGGAUCGCCCGCCUGUCAUCUAGCGACGGACCGAUGCUGGCCAACGUCUCGGAGCUGGAACUGCCCUCCGACCCCAAAUGGGAGUUUCCUCGAACACGGCUGACUCUGGGUAAACCUCUGGGCGAGGGCUGCUUCGGCCAGGUGGUGAUGGCCGAGGCCAUCGGCAUUGACAAGGAGAAGCCCAACAAGCCGCUUACUGUUGCUGUGAAAAUGCUGAAAGAUGACGCCACAGAUAAAGAUUUGUCAGACCUGGUGUCAGAGAUGGAGAUGAUGAAGAUGAUUGGAAAACAUAAAAACAUUAUCAACCUGCUCGGAGCGUGCACUCAGGACGGUCCUCUGUACGUCCUGGUGGAAUACGCCUCUAAAGGCAACCUGAGGGAGUACCUGCGGGCGCGGCGGCCACCGGGCAUGGACUACUCCUUUGACACCUGUAAAAUCCCAGACGAGCAGCUCACCUUCAAAGACCUUGUUUCCUGUGCCUACCAGGUCGCCCGAGGCAUGGAGUACCUCGCCUCGCAGAAGUGUAUCCACAGAGACUUGGCAGCCAGAAACGUCCUUGUGACGGAGGACAACGUUAUGAAGAUUGCCGACUUUGGUCUCGCCAGAGACGUGCACAAUAUAGACUACUACAAAAAGACCACAAAUGGUCGUCUGCCCGUGAAAUGGAUGGCUCCGGAGGCUCUGUUCGACCGGGUCUACACGCACCAGAGCGAUGUGUGGUCCUAUGGGGUGUUGUUGUGGGAGAUCUUCACCCUUGGAGGCUCGCCGUACCCAGGAAUCCCAGUAGAAGAACUCUUUAAGCUGCUGAAGGAGGGACAUCGGAUGGACAAACCUGCCAACUGCACCCAUGAACUGUACAUGAUCAUGAGGGAGUGCUGGCAUGCGGUGCCAUCACAGAGACCGACCUUCAGGCAGCUGGUAGAAGAUCACGACCGGGUUUUGUCAAUGACCUCCACCGAUGAGUACCUGGAUCUGGCGGUGCCCUUCGAGCAGUACUCGCCCACCUGUCAGGACUCCAACAGCACCUGCUCCUCCGGAGACGACUCGGUUUUCGCCCACGACCCGCUGCCUGACGAGCCCUGUCUUCCCAAACAGCUUCCCAGUAACGGGGUGAUUAGGACAUAAAACCUGAGCUGGGGGCCUGGACUUUAACCUCCUCUCACAGUUUGUGACUAACAAACACCUCUCAGUGACUCUGCAUGCAAUACUUCCACAGUGCUUCAGCUCUUCGAUUCGUCUUAAGCUCUUGGUCGAAAUCCUCUGACUGAGUUUUCUUCCUCCUCCCCAAGAGACUCUUGAAACAUUGAAGGAUUAUUUUUUGCCGUUGAACCAUGUUUGUGUUCUUCUUUUCAGAAAUGAAAUUAUAUUUUUGUACUCGGGCCAGUCUUUUGUUACGGACAAUCUGUGGGGUGAAACCAUUCCGUGCCUACUGGGAUAAAAACCUCCGGAGACAAAAAGGAUAUAAGAAGAGGGAAUGAAGGGCAUUGAUCAGUGACUGGCUGGCGAUCCAGUAGGCGAGGACCUCAGAUUUUUAUCCUCUCGUCUGCACAGAGCCCAUAGAUCGCGAUAAAAGUUGGCGAUCUUAAAGACAAUCCGUUGACAAGAUACCAGCAAAGCCAGAAUCAACUCGAUGAUGGGACUUGUUCUUCCCGAAGACACUCAAUAACUUGUCUCAGCUUUUACAGAAGACGUUCAACAACGGAGAGGAUUACAUGAGCAUAUAAAUGUGUUUUCUCAUGAAUUUGUACGCCAUCGUCAUGUUUUAGCAUCCCGAAAAACCAGUUUUGUGAUAAUCAUGGAACAAAUUCCUCAUCAAAUGUCAGGCGAAGUUUCAGGGCCUUUCGGUUAUUAGUACAGUAAGGUUUGGAGAGUUUUUUUAUGUAUCUAGAAAAGGAUUUAUUGUAAAUAUAUAAAUGCAAAUAUGUAUCAUAUUGCUGUUCACAGCCAUGUACUUAAAAGACAAAAAAUUAAAUUUUUUAAAGUAUUGUUUUAGGAUGGAAGCAUUGCAAUCUAGAGGACACUGUCAUGAAAGUGUAAAUCAUUUAAUCAUUUAAAGUGAUACAGAAAAGGUUUAUUUGAAUAAUUAACAUGUAUAUUUGUAAAGAUAUUUAUAGACUUAACAUGUGGUUCUUAAGUUCGAAAGGUCUAGUUUAGGAUUUUAGUACUGUACGCAAAGAUUUUUAUUUCAAUUUUUUGUAACUUAUUUUACAACAGAACUGCGGCGUCAUUUUUCACAACUGGCAGGCUCCUCUGGUUUUUGAUCCAUCUUUUUUUGUUUUGUUUACAGUUUUAAAAAAUAAGAAUGUAUGACAGACGCAAAGAUGAUUUUUGAGAGCGAAUGUGAUUCGACCACCAGAGGAGGACUCGAGAACUGAAGGCUCCCGCUGAAAGGAGCUGGAUGUAUCUGCUGAGUUCAAAUUCUGGUUUGAAAAGUUGACGUUUGCAAUAUCAAAGCAACGAUUAACUCUUGCUGGGCAAGAAAUAGCAGCGCUUCAAGAUAUGUACCAGAGAGGCCUUUUCGUAUGACUGAAGUACUUAAAGACAUACUGAACAUCAACAACUAUCUGUGAAUCAUGAAAAGCCUUUAGAGAACCUCAGCAGCCUGUUUAAGGAACAAUCCUCCUACUGAUACUGUUUCACUGUUCAGUCUGUAAUGUUCAAUACAUUCCAGGUUGAUUGGUAGCCUAUUUGCUACCUAGUGUAAAAACACAAAUCCCAAAAUAAUGCUCUCGCCUGAGAUGUGUAAAUAAGAGUUUAUGAAAAACUACACUUGUCAGCAGAGAUGCUAAAUGAUUCAUUGACUAAAAGAAAACCAUUAGAUAUUAGAGAAGUCAGUCGGUGAACAAGGGAGCAAUUUCAGACACAACUUUAGUGAUGAACUACAUUUCCCAGAAUGCUUUUCAGCCAUUAUCAGAGAACAUGCUUGAACUUGUGUCAUUCAGAAAAAUGUGAAAACAUGCAGGAGAACUACUGUUAGCAAUAGAUUUUUAAGAGCAAACGAACAAAAUAAGAAAGGUGAACGUUGCAGUUCUUACCCCAAAGCUACUCUGCGUUCAGCUGCAAUGCAUUCAGGGGUUUUGAGUCCAGUAAGAUUAAAGAUUUAACAAUGGAUUUAUUCAUGUAUGAUUGUUGGAUGUCAACAUCUCUAGUCUAGAAAAAAGCUCUUGCGCCUUGAUUCUGAGCCUUGACACAAAAAUCUAACGUAUACCGAAUAAAUUAAAUACACCAAAUGACAAAAAGGACCCCAAAAUUCUAAGUAUAUCUGCAUCAUCUGCUGUUUUUUUGAACAGUGUUAAAGCAAUUAUAGGUGGAUUGUUUCUUUUAAAGGUCUCUCUGGUGGCUUCAAACUCUUAUAUUGUAACAGAAAGGUCGAUACUAACAAGAUGCGUGCUAUGUCAAAGUGCACUUGAGCAAGGCACUCAGCACCUGUGUGCACACUCAUGGAUACAAACAUCAGCUUGAAGGCAGAAAUGUAAAGCUUUUAUGUCCUUUUGUGCUUGUGUGUUACUAAAAAAAACCUGCCCAGACGCUUGAGAUUUUAUCGCUGCUCUAUAGUAUUAAUACUGAAAUGAAGGCAUGCUGUACGACUUACAGAUCACGCAGCAAAAAAGAGAAAAUAUAUAUACAGUAUAUAUAUAUGUCGGUUUGUUAAAGGAGACUCUGAAGUCUGUGGUGGAUCCUUCUUCAAGCUUCGUUUGCUAAAAAAAAAAAGUGCCAAAUUAGUCUUAAAAGUCUAUUUCACCGAGUUCUCGAGAUCUCUGAACCAAAUACUGCACUGUCGAAUGUAGGCGGGCGGAGGUUACGUGUGCAGGGAAGGAUCAUGGGAUUGCCAAAUGGAUAUCUCCCCUUUUUUAUGCAGUAGUCUCUCCAGCUGACCCCAAAAAAGCGCAAGGGUAGAAAUGUUUACAGAGUUUGAUUUUAGCUAAGUCACAAAAGGGAAAACACCGUUCAAGUGGCAUUGAAGGGUUCAGAAACAUGAUUCACUCGCUGCUAAAUGGAAACGGUGGUAACACUUUACUUUGCAAUGGCCUUAUUCUAGUGUGUGAACUGAAUUUAAGUAGAGAAAUGUAUUGUAAUUACUCAACAAGACUGUGUCAGUACUUAAUGAAAUCUUCCCCUAUUUAAAGUACUUAAAAGAAUGAAAAUUUGUAUUUAAUUCUAUUGCUACACUGGGAGAUUUUUAUGUUUUUUAGCACCAAAUUAUGUACUUUUUCUUUGGUUUAUGCACAGAAACAAGGCCGUAAAGUGAAAGAUUACACACUGUUAUUGUUAUUUCUGUUUGCAGUAUGGGCCCAAAUCUAUGAAGUGCCUGGAAUAAUUUACAACAAAAAGGAGAUUAAUUGAUUCAUUUUGAUCACGUUUUGAAUGUAUAAUUGCAAAAAAGCCUAAAAAUUAAAUCUCACUAGAAGCAGGCUAUGUAAGUAUUAGCCUCCUUUUUUUUUUUUUUUUUUUUUUCAAGUGAACAAGACAAAAAGGCACUUGUGUAAAGGUUGGAUGGAUCUAAUGAAACGGAGGGUGUUUUGUUUUAUUUAUUCUUCCAUGCUGGGUAAAAGCUUUCCCUAUGGUGAGAGUAUUUUUAUUCAUAUCGAUCUGCUUUUCAGUGUUGUUUUUCAUUAAAGGGCCAGAAGAUGAUGAUGAUGAUGAUGAUGAUGAUGAUGAUGAUGAUGUUGAGUAGCCAUUUAGCUAAAUACUAAUGCCCCCCAUCAGGCUUUGCUCCUGGCUUAAUUUAUCCUUUAUUUUAUUUGGAUUCCCUCCCUGGCCUUUUUGCUGUAUCCUUGUUGAGCAUUUUACUCUGAUACUGACGGCACCUGUUUUUCUGUUAGAUCACUUUAAAAAAGGAUGUGUUGUUUUUAACAUGUGUCUUGUAUAUGGCAACAAAAGUAAAGUUACUGCAUGUUCCAAAAUGCUGGAUAUCCAUAAUAGCAGAAAAAAAUGGUCCUCUGAUCAGCACAGUCAGCAGCGGUGGCACACAGCUCAUGGAAGCAAUUUUAACCUUUAGCGCCUGAUUGCUGCAAUUUGCGGCAAAACAAUACUCCUUCUCUGAGUCAUAACUCUGAACAAUCUGAACACAAAGACAUAAUACACAUAUUUAAAUAUCCAUAAAUCCCCUUACAAAUCAUAAAAAAAGACUCUCCUUAUGACUCCAGAACUUGCCUGAGAAUCACCACGUUUCAGUUUCAAAGUAAUACCGUGAUAGAUUUCUGUACAUCCAUGGGUACAUUGCAAACAAGAACUGUUAAUAGCUAAUUCGGCAUAUUAUUAAUAGUGCCAAUUUUCCAACAUGUAAAGAACUAACAAUAAAAAGCUUUAAGCUUCUAGUUGGGGGUUCCCUGUGGCGACUGUCGAUUUGAGAUUUGGGGGCCAGCGUUGCUAAGAGACGCGAUGUCAGUUACCAUGGUGAGCUACCAUGGAGCUGGAGCACACCAUAAUCCUGUAUCCUACAAACGUUGAUGCAAGACAGAACAAGCCCACAUAGUGUUGGUUACAUAUCAUUAGGGAUUUAAGACAUAUGUCCCUUUACAACAUUAAACAUUUACAAUAAAGUAUUUCUGAUAUUUGGGAGGACCCACUGUGCUGUUACACAAUGGGUCACAAAGUGGAAAGUGGGAGCUAAUUAGCCUAGCUUGCAAACAUUAACAUUCCCACUAGACAUUACUUUUGGUUCAUGUUAUUUCAGCACUUCACCAAAAUUGGAAAUAAAUACAUUUAAUUGAUAUAAUAAUAAUAAUAAUAAUAAUAAUAAUAAUAAUAAUACUGUUUCCUAUGAUUUAUGAUGCUGGUUUAAGUUUCAGUAGCUUUUUCAUCAUGAUAGGAAUACUCAUUUCAAAUUUAACAGUAUUUGUAUCAGCAAACUAUCUUCAGCUCUAAUGCAAAAAUAUCAGUAUUAGCCUUGAUAACCAGAUGUGUGUUGCUCAACACAUGUUAAAAACAACAAAUCCUUUUAAGAGUGAACAUGUUUUCUUUGCUAUUGAAUGAACCAACACCACGGCCUCAGCAGGGAGGGACUCUUACUGUAUGUACAGUCACACAUUGGCCUUUAACCACCUGUCGUCUCCACUCUGACUGACUUAUUUAUUCUCUUUUCUGUUCAACAAAAAGAAAAUCAGGAUUGAAGACGAAACUGGGAGGAGAGAGGUGUUACCUCGACUUCUUUUGGUGUCGGAUAUCGAUCCUUUCCUUUCAGAGAUAUCAAAACUAUACAUAUUUCUCAUGUUUUUGUUUAUUUUAUUUUAUUUUCCAGGUUGGAAUGGUUAGUUUUCACACAGCCCUCUGCUUUUCAUCCCAUUUUUCAUUUUAUCAUGCAGUUCUAACCUGACAAUGUUAGUCCAGAUUAAUUUAUAGUUUGAAAUAUGCUUUUACGUUGCUGAUGUACAUGAGUAGAGUUUUAUGUAGCUGUGUGAGCUAUUUUGUAAGAAUCUUAGAGAGGAAAUGAUUUUCUUAUACAGUUUAUUUUAUUUCCGUUACGUCACGUUUCAUUUUGCAUUCCACAUCAGGUUUUUUUUUACAACAAUAGUGAGAAAAAAUCAUGUUUGUCCUUUGAUUUUUUUUCCCAAUCCCACAUAAUUUAUUUUUCCUCCCUCUGUAUUCAUGUUUCUAACAUAGAAAGGUGGAACUAACCAUUUGGCAUUAUGUGAUUUUUUUAUUUUUAAAUCAUAGCUUGUUUGUUGCAAUGUACCUGUUUUGAUCAUGAUGAAUCCUCUGUAACAUUCCUCCACAACAGCCCCUCUGGGCAAACAACAAACAACUAUUUCACAACUCUCUCUCUCUCUCUCUCUCUCUCUCUCUCUCUCUCUCUCUCUCUCUCUCUCUGUGCCUGACAAACUAUGCUGUCAAAAAAGGUUUUCAAUAAACAUGUUUAAAUAGC